AUGUCCGAGCUCAGGAAAAACGAAAUGGAAAUCCGGGAUAAAGCUAUCCUGCACCAGAAGAGGCGUCUAAAGCAGGCUACACAGUUCAUCCAUAAAGAUUCUGCGGACUUGCUUCCUUUGGAUGGACUGAAAAGGAUGGGAACAUCAAAAGAUCUGCAACCUCACAACAUUGUUCAAAGACGAUUACUUGAGAGCAACGUCACAAAAUUACACGGGGAUCCAAAGGACGGUGGCUCUAUGACUCAGUCACCAUUUGAAGAGAUGAAAUCCAGCGUGAAUAAGGAUACUGUAUCUUUACUCACUGUCUUCUGUAAGUGUCGUGAUCAAAAGAUCAAAGUCACCAUCAACACAGGCUGCCACCAGAAUACAAUCUCCACCAGCUGCUUAAACAGAAUAGGUUUUGAGGAAUUACCUGUGGCAGAGAGUGAAGACUCUGAGCUCCCCAGAUCUACCCAAAGUUCAAACACAAUGGAACGAGUGGAGAAGUUAGAAAUCAUGUUGGGGAAAGAGAAAGUUGAAUGUCCUGCUUUGGUAGUAGAUGACGAGAUAUGUGAGCUAUCCCUCGGCCUUCAAACUCUACUGUCUCUCAAAUGUGUGAUUGACUUGGAGAGGCGAGCGCUGUUGCUAAGAAAUUCAGAAACACAACUACAAUUCAUAACUGAAGCAGAAGAGCAAGAAAGUGAAGAAGAGAAAGAGUGAGAAAAGUUACAAUAUUUUGGUAUAUUAAACAGAAAGCUCAAAUAAUUAGCUAACAUCAUGAAGUUUCACUCCAUCCCUCUUCCUCUCCCUGUGCUUUGACUUUGGUUUACCUUACUGCAGAAGUAAUCUGGCAUGGAUGAGAGAGAGGACAACAAUGUAACAUCUUGUCUCUCCUAAAUCACCAAAACCCUGUUCCACCCUAAUUUUGUUUUGGCAUUAAAAUAAAAGAUCUGUCACUUUGUCAUCUUUAUUGCUGCUCCCAGGCUUGAGCACUCUGGUAUUAAAAAUAAUUUACUUUUAAUAAAAUAAUUUUUGUAAUGAUUAACUAAAAUUAAAUUCUAGCAGUGGGAAGUGUGAAAGAUUACUUCCUCUUGUAGCUGCUUUUGUUGGUUUGGGUGCCAAAAAUUAGAGGAUAUUUGAGAUGAUGAUGCCGGAAGCAGAAAGGUCCCGAUGGGAAAACUCCUACAGGAGAAAUAGACAACAGCAAAUCUGAAUAAGAUUUUGAACUAUCGGUAAUAUUUUUAACCUGUACUGAUUUACAUCAAAGAACUUUAAUUUUAAAAAUACUAACUAAUUCCUGUAAAUCAUUCCACUUAAAGCAAGUUAGCAAUAGUCAGAGCACCAUAUUAUAAGAAAGCUUUACAUAAAUCUGAUCUGUCAAAAUUGUAAGUUACACUAAUGUCCUCUUUAGUGUGAGGCCAAGAGACAAAAUGUUUUUAUCUUGAUCAAUAAUUCAUAAAUGGCAAUCAACUUCAGACAAACUUCCAUAGAACCAUAGAACAUUACAGCACAGAAACAGGCCUUUUGGCCCUUCUUGGCUGUGCUGAACCAUUUUUCUGCCUAGUCCCAAUGACCUGCACCUGGACCAUAUCCCUCCAUACACCUCUCAUCCAUGUACCUGUCCAAGUUUUUCUUAAAUGUUAAAAAUGAGCCCACAUUUACCACUUCAUCUGGCAGCACAUUCCACACUCCCACCACUCUCUGUGUGAAGACCCCCCCCCAAUGUUUCCUUUAAACUUUUCCCCCUUCACCCUUAACCCCUGUCCUCUGAUUCCUUUCAGCGAAUCUCCUCUGCUUGCUAAUAUUAUGUGGUAUUUCAGUGAACUGACUCUUUCUCCAUUCUAGUUUAAAAUUCUGGUGGACCAAGACAGCAAUCAUAUUUUUUGCCUUUGAAUUCCAAUUCCAGCUCUAUUGUUUUCUUUCUGCUAAUUUUAUUUUUACCUUGUCUUAUUUCCAAAUCCCAUGUACAGCAGUCAUUGAAUUUGGCCUCUAUGAGUCAUUUUAAAUACCUGGAUCUUACUCUCAAAAAUAAUUCUUUUGCUACUUAAAUAUGUGAAUUAAGAUAAAAGAAUGCUGUAACUGGUCCAAUAGUUAAAAGCUCACAUUUUACAAAUGUAAUUUUUGAUAAGCAGCCUAAUAAGUGCUGAAUUUUUCAGGUUUAAAUAUAGGGCAUAUAAUGUUGUAAUGCACUAAAGCUGUGGGAACUUCAGUUAAGAUUAGAAAAUUAUAAAUGUUAAACACUAGUUUGAAAAAGAUGAACGCCAAUCAUUUUGACCUUGUUGGCAGUGAAAGUUCUAGAAAAAUAAAGGGUCACAUUCAAGUAUGAUUAACGGUGGAUAAAGUUGGCCUGUAUUUGUUAAAGGUAAAUGUGUCUUUAUUAAAAUGUUAAGUUUUUUGAUGAAGUAACAGAGAAUCAAUUAGAGAAAAGUCACUGAUAUGUAUAUGGGGAUUUUCUAACAGUUUUUGAUGAGGUGCUAUUUUGUCUUCAAGUUUGAAGGCCACAGAAUAAAGAGGGCUUUAGCAGCAUGGAUAGCAUAAAGAGGAAAUAUAAAGUGAUGAAAAUUUGUUUUCAGAAUGGAGGGAAGUGUGUAGAGCCCCAGAGCACAAUAUUAGGACAUCUGUUUUAUUUAAUAGCAUGGGCUUGGGUGUAGACACUCCAUUUCCAAAUGUGUAUAUGGUACAGAAUUUGGAAAUAUAAUAAACUAUAAGGAACAUAAGAGAAGCACAGGAACUUCAUAUUAGUGAAUGACCUAAAGAGAAGCCAUAUAGGUAAGUCAGUAAAUUUCAAUAAAUUAACCAUCACGGGAAAUAUGAAAGUCCAUUUCUGCCUAAGCCUCAUCUGUGGGCUGAAUGUUACUCUCUUGGCAGGCCAUUUACAGCAGUAAUCACUUGGAGCUGGAUUUUUGGAUUUGUGGUGGGGGUAACAGUGGAAAGGGCUCUUUGUACUUGCCAAUUUAUGAGAGCUUGAGGACUCGUACUAUACUCUAGUACAGAAACAAAACAAUCCUCAGCCCAUCUUGAAUCAACUAAAAUGCCUUGUUCAAUGCUGACCACUUCACCUGCGUUUCUCUUAUCAAAAUACAAAUCAGUUUCUUUUCACCCCCUUCCCAUCGCAAAGCGUAGACUUUGUACCUGCCUGUGUAUCUUCGAUCAUCAAAAUUAUCAAGUCCAGAAUAAGGUUCGUUACUCAUUGGUAGUUUUAAAGGUGGACGAGUUCUUCAACCAAUCUCAUAAGGAAAUGUGAAAAAGUUUUCUAAGUCAAAUUCAGAUAUAUUUAUGAAUUAACCCUGUUGAAUUAUGCCAAACCAAGCUCCUCUUCUGCAAAACAAAAUCACAAUUGUAUAAUGCAAAAAUUAUAUAGAGACACAUCAAUCAUAAUGAAUGUCCAGGCCCAAGAGCAGCGCAUAUGAGUAUUAGUUGAUUAAAACUGAAAGCCAAAGUUUUUCUGCAUUUAGCUAAAAUCUAGAUCCUUAUUUGUACUUUUCUUUCAACAUUCUUUUGAAAAUCACGUUAACCUACUUCAGCAGUCUCAAUAUAUAUUGCAAUGAUGCAGGAUUUGUCCUGCGCUCUCUCCUUUGGUCAGUAUUGUAAUAGGUACAGAUGAAGACCAAUAGAUAACUAAUAUUCACUAAGUGCCAUUGGUGUUUUCCUAUGUCACGAUGGUGAAACAUUUUCCACAUCUCUGUACAUCAGCAUAUUUCAUUUUAUUCAGAAAUUUAAAAGUUCAAAAUCUUUUGGGCCUUUUCACUUUCUUGUCGUUUUUGAAUCAGGUAUAUUGUGAAAUAUGCUGUGUUGUGGCAGCAGUGCCAGACACAGAAAUCACUAUAAAUUACAGUAAAAAUAAAUAAGUCUUGCAGAAGAGGAACAGUGAGGUCGGGUUCAUAGCUUCAAGGGCCAUUCGCAAUCUGUUCACUGAGCAAUAUUUUUUUGAAAAAAAAAUUAAAGGCAAUCUAGAAAAUCCCUUUCCAUAUUGGAAAUAUUGUUGAAAGAAUACCACUUAAUUAAAAAAUAUGAUUCAUUUUGCCACUGUUUCUGAGCAGUAUGCUAUUGAAACCUGGCAUGGUUAGUUUAAUUACUAGAAGGAGACUAUGUUGUUGAUUGCCCUCCAUUCCUUUAUAUAAUGUGCCUGGAUUUGACUUCUUCUCCUGCCAGUGAUGUAUUUAGAAAUUAAAGAGGAGUAACUUAACAAUACCAACUUUGCCCAGUUACCCUGUAGCAUGAUAAUUUGGUGACAAUGUGUGUUACUGUUCAUAGGAACCAGAAAUUUAAAGUUUAUUAUUAACACAAUCAAACAUGGUAUGAGGAACAUUAAAUAUUCAAAGGGAAAUAAAGGCAAUGGGCUAAUAGCCCAAACAUUCUAUUCAUUCAUGUACAUAUUUAUAACGCAUCUCGUUCAAGAGGGCAAAUGUUCAAGGUUUGUUUACCCCCAAUAAGUAGUGCAGUGUUCCUAUAUGUUUGUAUUUUGUUCGACCCCAAUUCAGCAUUCCAUUCUGAAUCUCAGUGAGGUAUCACAGUAAUCAUUAUCAGCCCACCAGUAACUCAACUAGACAUUCACCAUUGAAAUUAUUUAAAUAACAGUACUUUGCUUCAAAAUUAUACAUGAAAUCAAUGCAAUUCCCAAUUUUAUUGUCAUUGAUUUAUAUAUCAUAAAAGAAGUGUGGAAUAAAAAAAAUCUGGAAUGAAAAGAAUGCUUCUGAACUGUUGAGAGAAAAAUUAAAUGUAAGAUCUCCUCUACUUUGCAAUGGAUUUGUUCUAUGAUUACCAAGCAUUGAGGUAGUAAAAAUCAGAAUUAUUUGUAACAUAUGACAUCUACGUUCUUGCCAGGUUACUUUGGUGAUAAAGCUAGUUACUUUAUGUUUUGGCUCUGAUGGUACUGUACAAGAACAGUGUAAUUUGUUCCUGAAUGCCCAAAUGCAUGUUUUAUUUGUCCAGUGUGGACAGUUCAGCACAACAAACACAUCAAUUACUUACACUUCACGAGCACGGUCUUCUUACCCAGUAUUGUAUGUUGCCUUGCUAUGCUGGUGUGCACCAUGUUGUUAAAAUAAACUGGCAUUGU
Messenger RNA from Hypanus sabinus (Atlantic stingray), 5038 nucleotides. It is a transcript of the gene nrip2, whose product is annotated as nuclear receptor interacting protein 2. Lineage: Eukaryota; Metazoa; Chordata; Chondrichthyes; Myliobatiformes; Dasyatidae. The coding region runs from base 1 to 699 and encodes 232 amino acids. The transcript has 6 exons. Gene Ontology annotation, molecular function: aspartic-type endopeptidase activity. Gene Ontology annotation, biological process: proteolysis. The record is from RefSeq and is a predicted model, not a curated record.